CACCAUCUUUAUAUAAACCUUGUUUAAAGACACUGUUUUCUCCCAAGUAAGCAGCUCUCACUCUCCCAACUCACACACACACUCUUCGUGUUCUCCGUCCUCCCUCACUUUCAGAUCCAAUGGCUUCUCUUUCCCAAACCUCUACUGCCUUCUCUGCUUCCUUCAAACCCGCCCUGGCACGCAGCAGCAGGGUCUCUAGUUUGAAAUCGGUAUCCUUUUCCAUUACUGGGAAGCGCUUCCCAUCUCUGACUUCAAGACCUGGACGCUUCCAAGUUUCCUGUUCAGCCAAACCAGAGACUCUUAACAAGGUCUGUGAUAUAGUGAAGAAGCAGCUGGCUUUGCCUGAUGACACAGCUGUGACCGCAGGCUCCAAAUUCAGUGAACUAGGAGCUGAUUCUCUUGACACUGUUGAGAUUGUGAUGGGACUUGAGGAGGAGUUUGGUAUCAGCGUGGAAGAAGAAAGUGCUCAGACCAUCGCCACUGUUCAAGACGCAGCAGAUCUGAUUGAGAAGCUCUGUGAGAAGAAAGCUUAAUAAUAGUCUCUAGAGUACAACACAGACCUGUGGACCCUUUUUCUUCUUUCUGUUGGCUUCCUGUUUUUUCUUUUUCUUUUUUCUUUUUGUGAGUUAUGUAGCAUUUUGGUACUUAAGUUGCCCCUAUCUAUGGAUAUUGUAGUGUUCUUAAUCUGAAGAUCUCUCAUUGUGUUAUGUUCUCUAUUUGGUUGUUUCUGAAGAUAAUUACAUGUUUCGACUUUAGCUUUGAGAA
This is a messenger RNA of Fragaria vesca subsp. vesca, 765 nucleotides long. RefSeq names its product acyl carrier protein 1, chloroplastic-like. Gene Ontology annotation, biological process: fatty acid biosynthetic process. Bases 120 to 533 code for a protein of 137 amino acids. NCBI's taxonomy places the organism in Eukaryota, Viridiplantae, Streptophyta, Magnoliopsida, Rosales, Rosaceae. The transcript is spliced from 4 exons. The record is from RefSeq and is a predicted model, not a curated record. Gene Ontology annotation, molecular function: acyl carrier activity; phosphopantetheine binding.